Acanthamoeba castellanii str. Neff is the source of this 2202-nucleotide messenger RNA. RefSeq names its product autophagy protein, putative. Gene Ontology annotation, molecular function: Atg12 activating enzyme activity; Atg8 activating enzyme activity. Gene Ontology annotation, cellular component: phagophore assembly site; cytoplasm. The transcript has 16 exons. Gene Ontology annotation, biological process: autophagy of mitochondrion; autophagosome assembly; piecemeal microautophagy of the nucleus. The record is from RefSeq and is a predicted model, not a curated record. Lineage: Eukaryota; Discosea; Longamoebia; Acanthamoebidae. Bases 1 to 2202 code for a protein of 733 amino acids.
AUGGAGACACCAACGACGAGCAGUCUGCCUGGCCAGGCUGCAGCUGCAAAGGGGAAGGGGGACGGGGGGCAGCUGCUGCAAUUCGAGGGCUGGAUCGUCGAAAGCUCGAGGAGUUCAAGCUCUCCGAGGCCCCCUGUGCCCCUCGCUGCGCACUACCCCACGGGCCACCACCAGCAGCCCACCACCACUACUGCUGCCGCCACCGCCGCUGCUGCCGUGGCAGCACCGGUGCUGCCGCCGCGGCUGCUCCUCGAGGCCUCGGCCUUCGACGCCCCUCCCCAUCGCAGGACGCCCAAGUACCACUUCGAGGUGCCCGGGGAAUUGCUGAACACCAACACCAUCGAGGCCUUCCAUGCGCUCGACAAAAAGAAGCAGCUCGACCUGGUGGCCGCCAAGUUGGAUGCCGGGCGGGGCUGGCUGCGACGCGUUGGAGUGUGGACAGACAUCGAGAGCGGGGAGGCGCUUCGCGAGCCGUGGCGCCUGUGCCGCUUCCUGAUGCUGGCCUUCAGCGACCUCAAGAAGUACCGCUUCCACUACAUGCUGGCCUUCCCGGCCCUUCUGCCCGCCCGGCCCUUCACCGCCCUGCCCGCUCUCGCCCUCACCGAUGCCCUGGCCCCCGCCGAGGUUGAAUCGCUCCGCGACGGCUACGAGAAGCUGCGAGGGCUCCACUCUACACCGGGCGAAGAAAGCAACCCGGCGGCGGCGGCAGCUCAGGCUGACGAAGCCGCGGACAGGUGCUCCGGCCACGCGUUCUUCCUGGCCCGACGUACCCGUACUACCCUCGAAAGUUCCACCGACGGGGACCAGCCCUCCACCACCAGCAUCACCGCCAGCACCACCACAUGCAUCGAAGUGGCGCCCCUGCACGCCCACGACCACUUCUGGAAGGACGUGCCCCACGCCGACAGGUUGGUGGGGUUCGCCGAUCCGAGCUCGCGCCGUACCCACCCGGGGUGGCCGCUCCGCAACUUCCUGCUGCUGCUGGUCCGGUGGGUGUGCCGGGACAUGACCUCCGUGCCCGUCAUCUGCUACCGCCAGCUCCCCGGGAAGCGCAACAUCGACAGCUCCCUCGUCAUCCCCGUGCUGCUGCCCGACCCCGCCGGGGAGGCGUUGAUUGAUGGGCGCAAUCUCAAGGUGGCCGGAUGGGAGAAGGACAGCGAGGGCAAGCUGCGUCCCCGCGUCGUCUCGCUCGCCGACUCGAUGGACCCCCAAAAGCUGGCAGGCACGGCGGUGGAGCUGAACCUGCAGCUGAUGCGGUGGCGGCUGCUGCCCUCCCUCGACCUGGCGCGUGUGGCGGCGACUCGGUGCCUGCUCCUCGGUGCCGGCACCCUCGGCUGCAACGUGGCCCGCAACCUCCUCGGGUGGGGCGUGCGCAACAUCACGCUGGUGGACAACGGCCUCGUGUCGUACAGCAACCCAGUGCGCCAGUCCCUCUUCACCUUCGAGGAUAGCCUCCACGGCGGAAAGCCCAAGGCGGCCGCCGCCGCCCACCGCCUCCAGCAGAUCUUCCCCGGCGUUGUACUGCCUCCCUCCCCUCCCCAGCACCAGCACCAGUCAUCGGCCUGCAACGCGGUCGGACACCGUUUCAGCAUCCCCAUGCCAGGGCACGCAGUGGGCGAGGGGCAAAGGGAGCAGCUGGUCAUCAACGCCGCUCUCGGCUUUGAUUCGUACGUGGUCAUGCGGCACGGCCUUUGGGAUCGCACCGCCGCCGCCGCGAGCCCUGCCGCCGCGCCGCCGCUGGGCUGCUACUUCUGCAACGACGUGGUGGCCCCCCAAGACUCGCUGUCGGACAGGACCCUGGACCAGCAGUGCACCGUCACGCGUCCGGGCGUGUCCUACCUGGCCGGCUGCCUGGCCGUAGAGCUCCUCGUGUCCCUCCUCCACCACCCCCUCGGGGCCAAGGCGGGCGCCGACGUGGACAAGGACGUAUCAGCGCCCACCGAAUCUCCCCUCGGCCUCGUUCCCCACCAGGUGCGCGGCUACUUGAGCCACUACAAGAACAUGCUGGUGGUGGGCCACGCCUAUGACAAGUGCACCGCCUGCUCCGACACAGUCGUGGGCGCCUAUCAGCAGUAUGUGUUCAACAACCCGACCCACCUGGAGGACAUCACGGGCCUCACCCAGCUCAAGCAGGCCACGGUGGACUUCUCCGGGGACUGGGAGGAGUUCGACGACGACAACGAGACGGGGGACGACAUCUAG